Molecule: messenger RNA, 3378 nt
Organism: Onychostoma macrolepis
Lineage: Eukaryota; Metazoa; Chordata; Actinopteri; Cypriniformes; Cyprinidae
Product: interleukin-1 receptor accessory protein
Exons: 13
Coding region: 361-2166 (601 amino acids)
Biological process (GO): signal transduction
Molecular function (GO): interleukin-1 receptor activity
Source: RefSeq, a predicted model, not a curated record
CCAGCUGCGUCGCGUCGCGUCGCGUCGUGCGGCGAGUAUGUUUUGAGAGAUUGCAUUGAGCAAACGCGGCUGUCCUGUAGGAGGAGCCUGAACUGAUGCGAUCUGAUGUGAACGUAGAUCUGCACGUUUGUUUCCGUUCACAUGGAGAAACACGGAAACGUUCGUCGCGCGCUGAACCGCCACCAAAUCCGCGUUUAAUAAGGACAGAAACAGCAGCGGAGCGACGGGAGCCGAAGGAACCGGACUGACGAGAAGACCCGGGACCAUAUCCAGCUCUGCGUCUUUCUCUGGAUUAUCACAAUCAAUCACUCCCUUAUUAUCUGAUUUUCGCCCACCCCCCAAAAAAAGUGUGCCGGCACUAUGAUGCCGUUGGUCUUCACACUUCUCUGCCUCUGCGUUUUAAAGAUGGGCGGCUUCUCUGCAUCUGUCACUCAAGCCACCGUCCAAUCAGAUAUUCAGUGUCAUGACUGGGGUGUGUGGAGCAAGGGUUCGGUGCAGGUGUAUGACGGGGAGGUGGCGUAUCUCUACUGUCCGCUCUUCUCUUAUCCCACGCUCUACAGCUACAGUCAGACUCAGAACAGCAGUCUGUCUCUGCUGUGGUACCGACACACGCACACACACGAGAUGGAGCAGCCCAUCAACCUCAAACUACACACACUGCACAAAGACCGCGAGUACCUGUGGAUACAACCGGCCUCGGCGCAGGACGCCGGACUCUACAUCUGCAUGCUCCGCAACAUUUCCUCGUGUGUGAAGAUCGGCGUGGAGCUGAAGGUCGUUCAGAAGGACGGAGAGUGUGACAGGAGAGCUCAACCUCAUCUGAACCUGACUAUACCGUUCCAGAGCAAGCGAACCCUCACCUGUCCAGACCUGAACACACUCACGCUGCCCAACAGCACGCACUCCGUCAGCUGGUGCCACUUAUGCAGGUUUUGUGUGUUUCGGGGAGAACGAGAGCUGAAAGGAGAUAAUCUGGUGAUCUACAGGAUGAUGGAGCCGUUCACCGGCCUCUACACGUGUGUGGUUUCAUAUCAGAUGAACGGACGCACGCUCCAAUUCACACGCAACAUUAACGUCACUGCUGUUGUUCCUGAUGUCGGCAGUAAAGUUCCCAUCAUCCUGAAUCCCGCGAUCGAUCAGAUCUACACGGUGACUCUGGGAGAUACAGUGAAGCUGUCUUGUCGUGUGCAUCUGCCUCACCUGUACGAGGAAAAGCAGCACAUCUGGUGGACCAUCGAUAACAAAACCGUGGAGGAACUCGCUGACCCACGAUUCAGCUCACCUGAGGCCACGCUUGUGUCAAACGAUUAUGGUGACGAGUUGAAAGAACGAGUCCUGAAUGUGAUGGAUUUUUCAACUGACGACCUGCAGAGGCAGUUUAACUGCUCCGCCAGAAACAGCCGUGGGUUCAACACCAGCCGAGCUGUACUGAAGUCCGAACCGUACGUCCCGACUCUAGAGCUGGGCUGUGGUUUAGGUGUGACGCUGGCGCUCAUGCUGAUGAUGUUUGUCAUCUAUCACGUAUUCUGGCUCGAGCUUCUGCUGCUCUAUCGCUCGUGGUUCGGCUCAGAUGAGAGAUACACAGAUGAUAAGCAGUAUGACGUGUAUAUCUCAUACGCUCGCAACAGUGAGGAGGAGAAGUUCGUUCUGUCCACGCUGCGUCGAGUCCUGGAGACCGAGUUCGGUUACUCUGUCUGCAUCUUCGACCGGGACAGUCUUCCUGGAGGAACUAUAACAGACGAUACGCUGAGGUUUGUGGGUCAGAGCCGCAGGCUGGUGGUGGUUGUGAGUCCGUGCAGCGCUGUUCACGGGACACAGGCUCUGCUCGAGCUGCAGGCCGGACUGACCAGCAUGCUGCACGGCGGCAGCCUCAGGGUGGUUCUGAUCCAGUUCAAACCGGUCCAGAGGAAGAGCUGGGUCAAAGAGCUGCGCCGGGCCCGGCUGGCGCUGACGCUCAUACGCUGGAAGGGCGAGAAAUCGGCCCCUCUGUCCUCACGCUUCUGGAAACAGCUGCAGCUCGAGCUGCCCAUGAAGAGGAACACACAACACACACAAACCCAGCUACCGGAUAUCACACAACACACACCCGACACACACACACACACUCAAAACACACGUCAGGCAGAAGAGAAACUCAUCGAUCCUUAUUCUACGAGUGCCUUAUAGACAAAACCAGCAUACAUGCCUUCGCUCACUUUAUUUGUAUAGCGCUUUUCACAAUAUGCGGCUUUACAGAAAAAAAGAAAUAGUAGAUGUCAUAUAGGCUUUUCAGUGUAGAUUUAGUAUUACAUAUGUUCUAUUAUGGUAUUUAGUCAUAUUUUGAAUUUUAUAUUUUUUAGUUUCCAUUUUAGUGUUUAGUUUUGGUUGUUUUGUGUGUUGUUUACCCAUAAAUAAUAUGGGUCAAAUACAAAAAUGUUCAUUUAACAGAUAAUUUUCAAAAAUCAAGUUUUUUCAUUGUGCAUUCUAAUUAAUCAAACUGCAGUUGGGUUAUUUUGAUUAGGUUAAAAAAUAACUAAAAAAUACAGCUAACUAACACAAUAAAACACAAUAAAAAACAUAAUAAAAAACAUGAUUUUUGAAAAUUAAAAAAAUUUGUUUUUGCAAAUAACAAAUAAUUAUAUAUAUAUAUACCCACACACAAUUAUUAUUUUUUUCAUUUUAGUAUUUCAAUUUAUUGUAUUUCCGUUAGCUGCCGAGGCAACAUAUGCAAUUUCCGUUUAAGUUACUUUUCGUCAGCAAAACUCCUUUGAGCUAAAAUAUUCACUUGAUUGUAUAUUCACCGUUCUCUGAUGUCCGUUAAUGAUCACAUAACAUGCAGGUAAAAACAUUGAAAAUAUAUAUUUUUGGGGGAUUUAUUUUAAAGUUAUUUAUUUUAAUGUUAUGAUUAUGAUUUAUUAGCUUCUUAUCGACUCUUAAAGCCUCUGCAGUUCCCUCAAGAACCAGCAGGGGGCGUGAAACCCUGUUCUAGUGGGUUUGAAUUGUAGUGCACUUAUCUAGCACACUAGAUUACAAACUUCACUUCUGUCAAUGUCUGACACCUGAAAUAGCGAACUAUAGCAGGACACUGUUGCUUUCUCCAUAGACUUAGAGAGAUAGUUAGAAAAUAGUUGCUGAAGGCUCAGUUCAGAUCAGAGGAGUGAAGUGUGUUACUGAGCAUCAGCCACAAGAGGGCAGAAUCCUGCUGGUCAUGUUUUGAAUGAGUUUUUUGAGGUCUCAUUCCCUCUUUCAUGCUGCACAUUCAGUUGCAUUUUAUUCUCUGUAUGAUUUUGUUGUUUAUGCAUCACUGUGUUCAUCUUAUAUGACCAUGUCAUGUCCAGUAUGUUCUGUGAUUACAUUUUUUAAACUGGUUUGAUAAAUAAAAGUUUAUUUUUGCAUUUC